Athalia rosae (coleseed sawfly) is the source of this 580-nucleotide messenger RNA. It is a transcript of the gene RpL24, whose product is annotated as 60S ribosomal protein L24. NCBI's taxonomy places the organism in Eukaryota, Metazoa, Arthropoda, Insecta, Hymenoptera, Athaliidae. The record is from RefSeq and is a predicted model, not a curated record. Gene Ontology annotation, biological process: cytoplasmic translation. Bases 80 to 544 code for a protein of 154 amino acids. Gene Ontology annotation, cellular component: cytosolic large ribosomal subunit. The transcript has 5 exons. Gene Ontology annotation, molecular function: mRNA binding; structural constituent of ribosome.
UUGCUUCCCCUUCCAAGGUUCUGGGGUGCCCUCCACGAGCUCGGCGUUCUCACGCUCUUCCGUUUCCUGUCUAACCAAAAUGAAGAUCGGACUUUGUGCGUACAGUGGGUACAAAAUCUACCCUGGCCAUGGCAAAACCAUGGUCAAAGUUGAUGGGAAGACGUUCACUUUCCUCAACUCAAAAUGUGAGGCUGCCCAUCUGAUGAGGCGUAACCCUAGGAAGGUCACAUGGACUGUGCUUUACCGCCGCAAGCACAAAAAAGGUCAAGAAGAAGAGCAAGCCAAGAAGAGGACACGUCGUACCCAGAAAUUCCAGCGUGCGAUUGUGGGUGCCUCUCUAACAGACAUUAUGGCUAAGCGUAAUAUGAAGCCAGAGAUUAGAAAAGCUCAGCGCGAGCAGGCUAUCAAAGUUGCAAAGGAGCAAAAGAAAGCUGCAAAAGCAACAAAGAAAGCAGCAGCACCACCUAAGGCCAAGGCUGCACCUAAGCAGAAAGCAGCCAAAGUUCAGCAGAAGGCUGCUCCUCGUGUUGGAGGGAAACGUUAAAUUGUAACUUAUUAAUAAAGGACUUGCUGCUUUCAA